CGCGCGGGUCACGUGGGCCGGUUUUCGCGCGAAAACUGGUUGUUGCGGGAGCGGAGCGGAGCGCGGCGUGGCCAUGGCGGAAUCAUCCGAGUCCUUGGGCACAGCAUCCAGCCCGGCCCAGCGGCGGCGCCGGCGCAGCAAUGACCCCCUCACCUCCAGCCCGGGCAGGAGCUCCCGGCGUGCCGACGCCCUCACCUCCAGCCCCGGCCGGGACCUUCCACCCUUUGAGGAUGAGUCUGAGGGCCUGCUGGGCACCGAGGGCCCCCUGGACGAGGAGGAUGAGGAGGGAGAGGAUCUGAUUGGAGACGGCAUGGAGAGGGACUACCGUCAGAUCCUGGAGCUGGACACCUACGAGCCGGAGGGGCUGGCCCUGGACGACGAAGACGUGGAGGAGCUGACGGCCAGCCAGAGGGCGGAGGCCGAGCGGGUCAUGCGGCAGCGCGACCGGGAGGCGGGCCGGGGCCUGGGCCGCAUGCGCCGGGGGCUCCUGUAUGACAGCGACGAGGAGGACGAGGAGCGGCCGGCCCGGAAGCGCCGGCAGGUAGAGCGGGCCACUGAGGAGGGUGAGGACGAUGAGAUGAUCGAGAGCAUCGAGAACCUGGAGGACCUCAAGGGCCACUCGGUGCGCGAGUGGGUGAGCAUGGCGGGGCCCCGGCUGGAGAUCCACCACCGCUUCAAGAACUUCCUGCGCACGCACGUGGACGGCCACGGCCACAACGUCUUCAAGGAGCGCAUCAGUGACAUGUGCAAAGAGAACCGCGAGAGCCUGGUGGUGAACUACGAGGACCUGGCGGCCCGGGAGCACGUGCUGGCCUACUUCCUGCCCGAGGCGCCCGCCGAGCUGCUGAAGAUCUUCGACGAGGCCGCGCUGGAGGUGGUGCUGGCCAUGUACCCGAAGUACGACCGCAUCACCAGCCACAUCCACGUGCGCAUCUCCCACCUGCCCCUGGUGGAGGAGCUGCGCUCGCUCAGGCAGCUGCACCUGAACCAGCUCAUCCGGACCAGCGGCGUAGUGACCAGCUGCACGGGUGUCCUGCCCCAGCUCAGCCUGGUCAAGUACAACUGUAACAAGUGUAACUACGUGCUGGGCCCCUUCUCGCAGACCCAGAACCAGGAGGUGAAGCCGGGCUCCUGCCCCGAGUGCCAGUCCCUGGGCCCCUUCGAAGUCAACAUGGAGGAGACCAUCUACCAGAACUACCAGCGCAUCCGGAUUCAGGAGAGCCCAGGCAAAGUGGCCGCCGGCCGGCUGCCACGCUCCAAGGACGCCAUCCUGCUGGCCGAUCUGGUGGACAGCUGCAAGCCAGGCGACGAAAUUGAGCUGACCGGCAUCUACCACAACAACUAUGAUGGCUCCCUCAACACCGCCAACGGCUUCCCAGUCUUUGCCACGGUCAUCUUGGCCAACCACGUGGCCAAGAAAGACAACAAGGUCGCCAUGGGGGAGUUGACGGACGAAGACGUGAAGAUGAUCACCAGCCUGUCCAAGGACCAGCAAAUCGGGGAGAAGAUCUUUGCUAGCAUCGCCCCAUCCAUCUACGGGCACGAGGACAUCAAGAGGGGCCUGGCGCUCGCGCUCUUCGGAGGGGAGCCCAAGAACCCAGGCGGCAAGCACAAAGUGCGAGGGGACAUCAACGUCCUCCUGUGCGGAGACCCCGGCACCGCCAAAUCACAGUUCCUCAAGUACUUGGAGAAAGUGUCCAGCCGAGCUAUCUUCACCACGGGCCAGGGCGCCUCAGCCGUGGGUCUCACAGCUUACGUGCAGCGGCACCCGGUCAGCAGGGAGUGGACGCUGGAGGCCGGGGCCCUGGUGCUGGCGGACCGAGGGGUGUGUCUCAUCGACGAGUUUGACAAGAUGAACGACCAGGACAGGACCAGCAUCCACGAGGCCAUGGAGCAGCAGAGCAUCUCCAUCUCCAAGGCCGGCAUCGUCACUUCCUUGCAGGCCCGCUGCACCGUCAUCGCCGCAGCCAACCCCAUCGGAGGCCGCUAUGACCCGUCCCUGACCUUCUCAGAAAACGUGGACCUCACUGAGCCUAUCAUUUCCCGCUUCGACAUCCUGUGUGUGGUGCGGGAUACAGUGGACCCUGUCCAGGAUGAGAUGCUGGCCCGUUUCGUGGUGGGCAGCCACAUCAGGCAUCACCCCGGCAACAAGGAGGAAGCAGGGCUGGGCGGUGGCGACGCCUCAGAGCCCGCCAUGCCCAACACGUAUGGCGUGGAGCCCCUGCCCCAGGAGGUCCUGAAGAAGUACAUCAUCUACGCCAAGGAGAAGGUCCGGCCGAAGCUCAACCAGAUGGACCAGGACAAAGUGGCCAAAAUGUACAGUGACCUGCGGAAAGAGUCCAUGGCCACAGGCAGCAUCCCCAUCACCGUGCGGCACAUCGAGUCCAUGAUCCGCAUGGCCGAGGCCCACGCGCGCAUCCACCUGCGGGACUACGUGAUGGAGGACGACGUGAACAUGGCCAUCCGCGUGAUGCUGGAGAGCUUCAUCGACACGCAGAAGUUCAGCGUCAUGCGCAGCAUGCGGAAGACCUUCGCCCGCUACCUCUCCUUCCGGCGGGACAACAACGAGCUGCUGCUUUUCAUACUGAAGCAGUUGGUGACCGAGCAGGUGACUUAUCAGCGCAACCGCUUUGGGGCCCAGCAGGACACCAUCGAAGUGCCGGAGAAGGACUUGGUGGAUAAGGCCCGGCAGAUCAACAUCCACAACCUCUCAGCCUUCUACGACAGUGAGCUCUUCCGGAUGAACAAGUUCAGCCUCGACCGGAAGCGGAAAAUGAUCCUCCAGCAGUUCUGAGCCCGGGUGGAAGUUCUGCUUCCAGCCCAGGGGUUGCAGACAAGAAACCAUAGCUGGGGGC
Messenger RNA from Sorex fumeus (smoky shrew), 2855 nucleotides. It is a transcript of the gene MCM2, whose product is annotated as minichromosome maintenance complex component 2. The record is from RefSeq and is a predicted model, not a curated record. Gene Ontology annotation, cellular component: MCM complex; nucleus. Lineage: Eukaryota; Metazoa; Chordata; Mammalia; Eulipotyphla; Soricidae. Gene Ontology annotation, molecular function: single-stranded DNA helicase activity; single-stranded DNA binding; ATP binding. Gene Ontology annotation, biological process: double-strand break repair via break-induced replication; DNA replication; mitotic DNA replication initiation. Bases 74 to 2794 code for a protein of 906 amino acids. The transcript has 16 exons.